This is a messenger RNA of Cornus florida, 828 nucleotides long. RefSeq lists its product as uncharacterized. Bases 1 to 828 code for a protein of 275 amino acids. The record is from RefSeq and is a predicted model, not a curated record. Gene Ontology annotation, molecular function: nucleic acid binding. NCBI's taxonomy places the organism in Eukaryota, Viridiplantae, Streptophyta, Magnoliopsida, Cornales, Cornaceae. The transcript has 2 exons.
AUGAAGUUAAGAACCUAUAUGUUGCCAGUGGCCGUGUAUAUCAUUUCUCAAACAGAUUUGAUUAAGUAUAUGCUUUCAAGGCCUUUGAUCACUGGAUGUAUUGGAAAGUGGUCAUUGUCCUUAAUAGAGUUUUCCUUCAAGUAUAUUCCACAAAAGGCAGUCAAAGGAAGGGCGGUGGCCGAAUUUCUAGCAGACCAUCUUUCCACCAAGAUUGAUUCAGAAAUAUGUGACGAGGUGGAUAAUCUCUACCUUGAUUAUAUACCUUGGACUCUCAUAUUUGAUGGAUCAAGCACUCAUGAUGGAGGAGGAGCUGGAAUAGUCAUCAUUUCACUAAAGGGGAGAAAAAGCACAUUUUCUUUCUUCUUGGAUUUCAAGUGUACAAAUAACCAAGCUGAAUAUGAGGCGCUAAUUAUUGGGCUGGAAAUCCUAUUGGAGCUAAAAGUGGAGAAGUUUGAUGACUUCCAACUCAAAUAUUGGCCAAGACAUUUGAAUACGGAGGCUGAUGAUUUAGCACAGCUAGCUUCCAGAGUAAAGGUCCCAUCGGGUGUAGAAGAAACUUUGAUCACAAUCAAAAGAAGGACUCUUCCUUCUAUAGAGUCAUGGUAUAAGAUGACAGGUCGUUUCCAAGAUGAUGAGCCAGAAAGGAUCAAGCCUGCCAAGAAAGUAUGGGAGAUUUUCAAUGUAGAUAUAGAUGGUUUAGACUUGGAAGAUUGGAGAACACCAAUCAUCCAUUUUUUGCAGGAGCCUAGUACUAACGUGGAUAAGAGAAUUCAGCUUUUGGCACCUCAUUAUAUUCUGAUUGAUGGAGAUCUCUACAAAAAAAAGUAA